Argiope bruennichi is the source of this 2331-nucleotide messenger RNA. RefSeq names its product sodium channel protein type 1 subunit alpha-like. Gene Ontology annotation, biological process: sodium ion transmembrane transport; membrane depolarization during action potential; neuronal action potential. The transcript is spliced from 17 exons. Gene Ontology annotation, molecular function: voltage-gated sodium channel activity. Bases 1 to 2331 code for a protein of 776 amino acids. NCBI's taxonomy places the organism in Eukaryota, Metazoa, Arthropoda, Arachnida, Araneae, Araneidae. Gene Ontology annotation, cellular component: plasma membrane; voltage-gated sodium channel complex. The record is from RefSeq and is a predicted model, not a curated record.
AUGGCCUCUUCUGGUGUAGUGGGGAACGAAGAAUGGAUGUCAGCUCAGAUUCUGAAAGCUACUGGUCCUUUGUCUUCUAUCUUUUUUGUUCCUGUUAUAUUUUUUGGUUCGUUUUGCCUCCUAAAUUUGAUGCUAAUUGUUGUGAUAAGUACUUAUGAAGCUAUGGUUUCUGCAUAUGAGGCUAAAUAUCAAAAAGUAUCAGCAUACACAUAUCAUACUUAUUUCCAGUUUGAUAUCAGUCAAUUAUCAUUAUACCCUUUGCCAACUAACAGAGAAACUUUAAGGAAAGUAUUUAGAGAAAGAGAUGAUUUGUUAAGCCAUCGGGAAGCUGUCCAACAAACUUGGGAAAUGUUAAAAAAUUUAAUGAAUUUAUCUCAGAGUAUUCAGCAAAAAAUUGAAAAAAAGCAUGCUCAAAAUAGGGUUAUUUUUAUUCCAAAAAGUGCAAGAAAUAUUCAGAAUGAAAGACAAACAAUUUUAAAUAGAUGGAUAAAUUUCACUGAAAAAGUUAAAGCAAUUAGUGAAAGCUCUCCAUUUCGUUGGUUUAUUCUACUUACAGUUUGUAUAAAUGCAAUCUUUCUUGCCUCAGAACAUGCAAAUAUGUCCCCAAAAGUUGGUGAAAUUCUGGAUAUUGGAAAUAUGUUGAAUUUAUUGAAGUUUCAAAAAGCUUGGUUUCCUCUUCAAAGAAUUUCAACUGUAAUUGUGAAUUCUUUGGGGCGCAUUGUUCGACUAAUAAUUGUGGUAUUUUUGUUAAUAUUUGUGUUUGCGAUAAUUGGAAAUCGUGUGCUUGGACCUUUAUAUCCUUAUACAACCACUUUAAGAUGGUCUUUUAGAACAUUUGAAGAAUCUCUUUUCAUGGUUCUUUGGAUAUUUACUGGCGAAUGGAUUAACAGUCUAUGGAAUUGUAUGCAUGAAUCAUCUAACUCUGUUUUAUGUCCAAUAAUUUUCAUCACUUACUAUCUUAUAGGCAAUCUUGUUAUAAUCAGUGUGUUUGCUGCAUUGCUCCUGAGAUCAUUCAGUGAUUUAGGCAUUCAGAGAAGGUUUCCUUUUUUUCCAGAAAAAAAAUUUAAUUUCAAGCGUUAUAGUAAAUAUGUAUGGAAAUACAUUCCUGCAUUCUUUCAUAAGAAGGAAAAAUCAAAUAUUAAUGAUUAUGGUGAUAAAAAAAACUCUGGAAUUUCAUCAAAAAGAACUUCAGAUGAAUUUUAUUCAGAAACCAAGCAGAAGAAUAAAUUACAGCUUGUUAAAAAGUUUAUACAGAGUUACAAGUUUGAAGUUAUUGUGAACAUAAUUAUAAUUAGCAGCUGCCUUGUUAUGGUGCUUCAUAAUACUAAAAAUGAGGAAGAUUAUGAAAUGAAUCAAUAUAUCACAAUUUUUAAUAUUAUAUUUACUGUUUUAUUUAUACUUGAGAUGCUGUUGCGAUGGUUUGGAAAUGGAAUCGUGAAUUAUUUCACAAGUGCUUGGACACUAUUUGAUUUCUUUAUAAUUGUUGUAUCAGUAGUGCAAGAUUUAUAUCUUUACCUCUCACAAACUCGCCAUAUGGUCAACAGCUUAACUGUUUUUAGAUCACUAAGAUGUUUAAGAUUACUCUAUAGAUGGCAUGAUAUAAAGCUAAUCAUUGGAGCCCUUGUUUUGUCUAUCCCUGGCAUUUUCCAUACUUUACUUGUAGUCAUGGUCAUAUGGCUGCCAUUUGCCAUAAUGGGUAUACAUUUUUUUGCUGGAAACUUCUAUAGAUGUGUAGAUCGCAACAAUCAACCAAUUGAAGAGCAAGCAAUGAAUAAAUCUGAAUGCAUUAAGAAUGGUUAUUUUUGGAGUAAUUCAGUUUUUAAUUUUGAUCAUAUUGGAAACAGCUAUCUGUCAUUGUUUCAAUUGGCUAUGUUUACUGGAUGGGAUUCUUUAGUGCGACUUAUGGUAGAUUUUCGAGGGCCCGAUUUAGCACCAGAAAAAGAUUAUAAAAAAGAAUACUAUAUUUUUGCUGUUAUCUUUGUCUUUGUUGGUGGUUUCUUUAGUCUUAAUCUUUUUCUUGGUGUUGUUGUAAAUACCUUCAAAUAUAUGAGGAAAGAAAUGGAAGGUGGUGAUAUUGAAAUAUUGUUAACUAAAACUCAAAAAGUCUAUUAUCGUGCUAUGAUUAAAUUUAGUAGAAGAUCACCCAGUGUUCUUGUUGAACCUCCUACGGAUAAAUUUUCUCAGUUUUUUUAUAUAAUUUCUACAAGCUGGUGGUUUAGACUGAUUAUCUUUGUUGUCAUAUGUGCAAAUGCUACAGUUGUUGCUAUACAAUUUCAAGCUAAACUUGAAUUUAUUGCACAUAUUCGCAAAAUUUGGGAAGCUGUGAGAUAG